AAGCACCAAUCAAAUUGCCGCUUACAUAAGACGUAAACAAAUAUGGUGCACAAGCAUGGAUGAUUGUAUUUUGUGUUUGGAAAAAUUACCGAAAAAGAACAGAAGAAAUAUUUACAGUGACACGUUUUUUGUAAAGAAACAGUUUAAUGAGGUAUUGGGUUUUGUACCCGAACAGCGAACGCAUUCAUCGCCCCAAUACACUUGCUACAGGUGUUUUAACAAACUGAAUAAGCUAUGCAAGAUUGAAUAUGAAUUAGAAAACAAAUUAUCAGUCCUUAAAAGAGAAAAAUGUGACAUUAUCAAUGAACUUAGACCAAGUCGGAAUGUUUUAUUGUCUCCAGCAAAGAAAGUCCCCUCGGUCAAUUUUGGCGGUGCCUCUAGUUCCAUCCAAACUCCAAGGAAGUUAACAAAACGUGUCAUCUUAAGGACUCCAACACCACGCAAAAAUAAGAAAGUCUUUCGAGAUGCACAGCAAAAUAUUAAAAAAAACAGUAAGGAAAAGACUAGCAGACGAUCAGCUGACACCAAGCAAAGUAAAGGUGCAUUUUAGAGGAAAAAAUGAUUCAAAAGUAAGGACACGCUUUAUUAAAGACAGUCCUUGGGUGGCAGUAUUAAAAUCCCUGUUUAAGAGUGUAUGUGAAGAGCUGAAAGAGAAAGCACCAAUGCUGUAUGAUGUACUUCAAACAGUUACCAAGAAGAAAAAUGAUUGCCGAUUAUCUGUUGCUGCAUCAGUUUUGCUUUGGAACAGAAAUAAGCACAUGUCACAACUACAUCACAUCAUUGGGCAGAUUCUAGAUCAUGGAGGUGCAACAGAUGAGACUAUUCAAACUCUUUCGGAAAUGGGAUUGUCCAUUGGGCCACAGUAAGUCUCAAUUAAGAGAGGAAAACUUGUCCUAAUAUAUAAAGAGAAGCUAAAUGAUAUUUUCCAGAAACAGAUUGAUCAGACUGUUUUGAAGCAUUGCAUAUCAUUAAGCAAGAGUGCAGAAAAAUCCAUUUUGGAGUAUGAACCAGAGCCGGCAUAAAAAACAGAAUCAGGUACAUCUGAUAUUCAGUAUUUUGAUUUCGUCAAUUCCUUUAAGACAUCCCAAACAAAUCAGUCCUUUACGAGCCCAUCUGAGCAUUCUUGCUUGACAAUAUCAAGCAAUGAUUAUGAGAUGAGAAAGAAAAUGUUUAUCGAUGUCUAAAGCCAAAACACUUUACCCGAGUCAGCGCAGGUACAUGUAUUACGUAAUCCAACCACAGAGGUGAAAUCACUGACUUUGAACACCAAACUUGGCAGUAUAGAGUUUCCAAGUUUACCAUCAAGACCACUGAAGCAUUUUCAGUUAGAAGAACCGGUCAAUGUAAUUGCCAAGCAUGAUAGAAGUAGCAUGAUUUUGAAAGACUUUAUAACAAGAAAUGCUAAUCAGAUGUCACCCACUAUACCAAGGUUUGAAAUCAUUGGAGACAAC
Molecule: messenger RNA, 1451 nt
Organism: Saccostrea cuccullata (small rock oyster)
Lineage: Eukaryota; Metazoa; Mollusca; Bivalvia; Ostreida; Ostreidae
Exons: 4
Coding region: 465-866 (133 amino acids)
Source: RefSeq, a predicted model, not a curated record